Molecule: messenger RNA, 587 nt
Organism: Fukomys damarensis (Damara mole-rat)
Lineage: Eukaryota; Metazoa; Chordata; Mammalia; Rodentia; Bathyergidae
Product: ankyrin repeat domain-containing protein 26-like
Exons: 3
Coding region: 11-574 (187 amino acids)
Source: RefSeq, a predicted model, not a curated record
ACUUUUAAAAAUGAAAAAAGCAAAGUUAAAUGAGCAGGAAAAUGGAGACUUCUGUUUUCAUGGAGAUUUUAAAUCCAAUGAAUUGGAUAUUCCAUUUCACAUGUUAAUGCACAAGGCAAGAGCAGCAUCUCCAGAAAAUUUGGAACAAUUAAGAGAGACUAAUAAUGCUUCCAUGAGAAGACAAAUGGAACUCAGAAUUAAAGACCUGGAAUCAGAGGUCUAUAAAAUGAAAAUUCAAGAAAAUUCUACUAAAGUACAAUUGGAAACAUACAAACAACUCUACCUAGAAGAACUCAAUACUAUAAAUAUGUUGUUCAGUAAACUAAACAAGGCUUAUGAUAAGCUAGAAGUGGUCCAAACCAAACAUCUGUUGGACAAACGACAACACAGAACAUUACUGAGCACUCUUAGUACAAGACCUGUCCUACAAUAUCCAUGUGGCAGUAAUCUUGACCAUAGUUUGGCGUUCCAAAGCAGAUUUCUUCCACAGCCUUCAAACAACAGCGUGUUGAGCAACCUGACCGAGGUUAGUGAUGGUAUCAUCUUUCCUUUGUAUCUCCUAUUUAUGAUUUAAUUCUGAUUUGAUU